This is a messenger RNA of Akanthomyces muscarius, 684 nucleotides long. RefSeq lists its product as uncharacterized. Gene Ontology annotation, molecular function: acyltransferase activity, transferring groups other than amino-acyl groups. Bases 1 to 684 code for a protein of 227 amino acids. The transcript has a single exon. NCBI's taxonomy places the organism in Eukaryota, Fungi, Ascomycota, Sordariomycetes, Hypocreales, Cordycipitaceae. The record is from RefSeq and is a predicted model, not a curated record.
AUGGCGACGGAAUCAAUCGAUACCUCGUCCGCGUACAAGGUCGAUUACACAUCCGAGAACGUUGUCAAUGCCUGGCAAUCAAAGCGCCUCCACAUGAUUCGCGUCGAGGUCGGCGACGAGCGCAUCCGUAAGGCCCUCGCUGGUAUCCAGCAGGACCCCGUAGUGACGGCUCUCGCCUCGAGCGCCGCUCUACAGCCUGUGGGCAAGAUCGAUCUAGACGGCCAAAUUUCCGCCAUCUCCAACGCCCUUCUCGGCGUGGCCAUUGCUCUGCGGCCUGAAGAGGCCAAGAGCCGCGCCCACCCAGUCGGCCACGACCCUGACCACAAGUCCGUCGUCAUCAUUGGCAGCAUGGCGCUCGGAUGGGGUGGCCUCUCGCCUCGGACCGCGCAUCACCGAACCGCCAGCAUGGGCAUCACGCUGGCCCGGGAGUGGCAGGACCGCGGCUACGGCGGCGAAGCCAUCAACUGGAUGCUGGACUGGGCCUUUGGCCACGCGGGCCUGCACACUGUUUCGCUGAGCGCCGCGGACUUUAACCAGCGCGGCAUCCAUCUUUACAAGAAGCUCGGGUUCCGCGUCGAGGGUCGUCGCAGGGAGACAAUCUACUUUAACCGGGGCUGGCACGACGAGAUUGAGUUUGGGAUCACGGAGCAUGAGUGGGAGGCUUUGCGACAGAGGAAGGUAUAA